AUACACGUAUAACGAUAUCCGUGAUAUUUACUGUCUUACAUCCGUAUUAUCUUCUACGAAAAUAAAAAAGCAGUAUACAGUGGAAGAAGUUUCAAGUUCAAAGAAUAUUCUUGACUAAUGGAAAAAGAAAUGUCCAACAGCGGUAAAUAAGAUUAAGUUUUCUGGUGAGUGCAUCCUCACAUACAUGGAGUUUCAGCUGGACAGCGCAGAGUACUGCCAGGCCCAACACAAAUAGAUAGAGAAAAAUAAAUAAAAAAAGAAAGAGAAAGGGAGAGAGUGAAACGUGCCCCAAAAAGUUAAAAGAAACUGAUAAGACAGCUGUAAAAUAGAAAGAAGAAGAAGAGGAAGAAGAAGAAAAAAAAUAAGAACGACAAGACGGGAGAAAACGUAGGAAAAGCGUAAACAAACGGUCUGGCGAUUGUCAAAGAUAAAAACCAACCAUCAACAGCUAGUCACAAGCACACACGCACAUACACACACAUCCAAGACGUAGAGAAUUUUAUUAGACACAAUUUAUUAAUUAGUUGUUCGGACCCAGAGCUGAACCUCAACGACAUCCCCCCUUCCCCAAACCGCUGGAGCACCUUGUGCCAAGUAGAUAAUCUUCCGAAUAGUGAAAUCGCUGUUAAAAAACAGGCGCAUAUUAUCUCAUCAACCACCAACACCAAAUGUAACUUAGCCCUGACUCUCAAUUCGACCAGGUGUUAUAAAUUCUGAGGAAGAUUUUGAGAGGGCUACAUGCGAGAACCUGUCGUUCUUCUGUUCUUUGUGUGACGAUAAUAACAAGAACGAGUAUUGUUUCUAUCAACCAGUCGAAGAAAGAGAAAGGAAAAACUAUAUAAGACUGACUUAUCUAUGGGCUAAACUUGUCGAGGGGAAAAAACCUCUUCAUUUUUGUUGCCUAGGUGCAGUGUUAUAGAUUCAUUUUCGUAACGCCGGCGGAAAAUACUACUUUUUACUUUGAGGACAAUUAGGAAAUGAGCAACAUGAGGGUCAAGGAUAUCAGGCCGGCACCCGCCGAAAUUGAAUACAAGAACAUGAAGUUCCUCAUCACUGAUCGACCCAACGAUCAAAAUAUCCAAACUUUUAUCCAGGAGCUGAAGAAGCACAAUGUUAAAGAGGUGGUCAGGGUGUGCGAGCCAACGUAUAAAGUUGAAGAGUUAAAAUCGGAAGGCAUCAGUGUCCUGGACUUGGUCUUUGACGAUGGAACAUUUCCUCCUAGAGAGGUCGUUGAUGAGUGGUUCGAACUACUAAGGAAACGAUUUGGUGAAACGCCUGACGCCUGCGUCGCCGUUCAUUGUGUUGCUGGUCUUGGUCGAGCACCUGUACUAGUCGCAAUAGCCCUAAUCGAACUUGGACUCAAGUAUGAAGACGCGGUGGCUCUUAUUCGAGAAAAAAGGCGUGGCGCUAUCAAUGCAAAACAGUUGGCUUUCCUCGAGAAGUACAGGCCCAAGUCCCGACUGAAGCUCAAGAAUGGGCAUAAUUCCUGCUGCGUCCAGUAGAUAACAAUAACACAAGAAUUUAAAGAAGAAAGAAAAAAAAAAAAAAAAAUGAUGAAAAAAUUUUUAAGGAGAACAAAGAAAAACAUGAUUUCAAAUUGACGUCUAACUAAGAAUUAUAAAAAAAAAAAAAAAAAAAAAAAAAAUUACAACAAGAACUACUGAUGAUUUUGUAUGACUUAAUUCAUUCGGCUUUUGUAGUAGGUAUGCCCGACACACAAGAAAACAAAAGAAAUUUGAGCCGUCUUACAGUACCGAUUAUUCGAAAUUCUGAAUGUGCUACGCCAGUGUGGAAAUGCAACUCGGAUUUUGUGUCCACGUCAACACACAAUUCGUUGUCACGCAAAAUGUAUACUUCACUCUUCAGGCAAAUCUGAAGUAUAUAAAUUUGGCUAAGGGGAAAAACAAAAUACAUGCACAUAAUUUGAACUUGAACUUUAUUUCAUAACUCCCAGGAAAAAAUUAAUAAAAUCCUAUUCGCCAUCAUAAAUGUAUUCCCCGUUAUUGUUUGUAUUUAUUUCUUUGUUGUUGUAAUAACUGAACACAUUAUUUUCUCUAUUUUUCGAAUGUACCCUCCGAUGAACCGUUCGAAAUUCUUCCCUCGAUUUUAUUAUUGCCUAUCGAAUAUUCAAUUACAAUCAUGUUUCACUUACAAAGUGUACAAGCCCUACUCUGCACUAAUUCAUAGGUAGGAAAUAUUUGUCUACUCCGUGUUAGAACGAAAUCCGAAAUAAAUUGUUAUUUUUCA
This is a messenger RNA of Diprion similis, 2247 nucleotides long. Its product is annotated as PRL-1 phosphatase. Bases 978 to 1502 code for a protein of 174 amino acids. Gene Ontology annotation, biological process: protein dephosphorylation. Gene Ontology annotation, cellular component: nucleus. Lineage: Eukaryota; Metazoa; Arthropoda; Insecta; Hymenoptera; Diprionidae. The transcript is spliced from 6 exons. Gene Ontology annotation, molecular function: phosphatase activity. The record is from RefSeq and is a predicted model, not a curated record.